Messenger RNA from Seriola dumerili (greater amberjack), 1792 nucleotides. Its product is annotated as THAP domain-containing protein 5-like. The record is from RefSeq and is a predicted model, not a curated record. Lineage: Eukaryota; Metazoa; Chordata; Actinopteri; Carangiformes; Carangidae. The transcript has 5 exons. The coding region runs from base 79 to 1461 and encodes 460 amino acids.
CAACACACAGCACGAGUUUCACCUUGUUGUGAACCCAGUUGGACGCGGAGGAAGCGGCCGCAACGACGCCGACCCGAGAUGCCGAAAUACUGCUCGGUCCCAAACUGUAAGAAUGACUCCGGGAACGGCAGCGACAGGAAGAGCUUCUACAAGUUCCCUCUACAGGACCCGGUCCGACUGCAGCAGUGGCUGAGGAACAUGGGACGUGAGAACUGGACUCCCUCUCGACAUCAGUACAUUUGCCACGAACACUUUCCACCUUCGUGCUUCAAGGUGCGAUGGGGGAUCCGUUACCUGGAGAGCGACGCUGUGCCCACAGUCUUCCAGGAGGCCGAGAAACGGAAAGCCACGGAUCAAAGCGAGAAGACGCCAAAACGCCUUCGCGCUGACGGUAAUCAAAGCAUAAUGGUGUCAGGUGACAGGACGGGGGCUGUCGACGCUGUGGAGGUGGAAAGUACGUUGCACACGGUGCACUUGUACGAGAUCACCGUCGACCCAUCGCAGCAGGGCAAAGCCAGCCUGGUGGAGCCGAGCGAUGUUGGAGAAUCUGAUUCUUCUCUCAGGACAGAACUGAACACGCUGGCAUCAUUCGACGGAUUCGAAACGGGGGCAAAUUUCCCUUUAACCUUAUUCCAGACAGUAGAUGAUCUGAGUAAUAGUGGAGAGAACACAGAGGUGGUAGUGAUGUCUGAAUGCGCUGUUGGCGAGGGGCAAGAUGAGCUUGUGAGUGGAAUCGCUGCUGCCAUUUUAACUCAGGGCCACGGGCUGGUCUCGAGUGACUCCACACUUGGCUGCGCCGAUGAGGCUGCGGCCUCUCUCAGUGUUGAAGAUGCGACUUGUACCACGGAGGAGUUCUUAGAUAUCCAAGAAGGCCAUGAAACGCAAGUCAUCGCCUACUUUGAGACGAUACCAAACGUUUUCCCCGGUGAAACCUCCACCAAGUUCACCUUCUCCCCGGACACAGUGCUGUCAUCCGCUCUGAGCUCCAAGCCCAUCACAUCCACACUGCCUAUAGUGUCCAAACAUGUACCACCUUCCCCCGCGUCCCUGGUUCUCACUGUGGAAAGACUGGACACAGACAGCGGAGAGGGAGAUGAUGACAAGUCAGAGGACGAUAGCCUAGAGAGGCAGGAUCACCAGCUGGAGGAGCACUGCUACCAUAAGAACAGCCUGAGUAAAGAGCAGCUGGAGGCGAUUGUGGCCGAGCUGCAGAAAAAGGUGAAAGUGCUGCAGCAGCGACACCGACGACACCUGGAGAAACUUCUGGGUCUGGAGAACACGGUUAGCCAGCUGAGGCAAAGCAACCUGCUGAACGAAGAGCGACUGCAGCUGCUCGAGAGGGCUUACAUACAGACCAGUGCAGCAGUGACAGAGGCCGGUGAGACUGUGGCCAUCAUCUAUGAGGAGGACGAUGCUGCGUACUUUUACACUCCACUGAUUGAUGCAGGGGAAAAGCUGUGAGGCCCAACUGACUGUGCACAUCCCAUCUGUGUGUCUGUCUGCUGCCCGUCGUGCUAAAAAUUAAGCGACAUGGCUAACGCUGUUGAAAACAAAAUGCUACCUAGUUGUGUGUGUUUUUUUUUUUUUAGUUGUGUUUUGUUUCCUCUUAACAAAACGAGCUCUGUGUAUGAAAUGUGGCAGUGCCUGUUGGAUCUGUUGUGAGCUUUGCACAAAUAAUGGAUGAGUAAUAUGGGACAAUGUUGAAUGUGUUUUUAUAAGAGUUUUGCCUCUACCCCGCCCUUCCUUCUACCAGUUUGUGUUUGACUUAUUAAAGUAUUUUUUGUUUGUACAU